Molecule: messenger RNA, 2614 nt
Organism: Hermetia illucens (black soldier fly)
Lineage: Eukaryota; Metazoa; Arthropoda; Insecta; Diptera; Stratiomyidae
Product: arginine kinase
Exons: 2
Coding region: 1148-2347 (399 amino acids)
Biological process (GO): phosphocreatine biosynthetic process
Molecular function (GO): creatine kinase activity
Source: RefSeq, a predicted model, not a curated record
CCAUUGAGGCCGGCUUCAAAAGUGGUGAAACAAAUCGCUCAGUACUGCCAUUGGGAGAAAAAUAUUUCCGAGACCCCGACCUUAAAGUGGAUGUGAAAAUUGUCGUUAGCUACAAAAAGUGAAAAAAUCGAGCUCUGGUGAUAUCAGUGAUAAGUUAGAAAAAUACACAACGUAAAUUUGCAUAAAGCUAAAACUACUAAGUAAAAAUCAAAAGCGAAAAUUAUAAUUUUUAACGAAAUUCUCGUAAACGAAUGACCAAAGAAUUGUGAGAAUAAGCAACAAAUAUAUAAAUAUUUAAUAGCAACCAAAUCGUCUGGCAGACACAUGUAAACCACUGUGACUAAGAACAACGUAACAGAAAAUAACGCACAAAUUAUUGAAUAUUAUAUUUUCUAGAGUUGACCGGGAGGAGAAUAUUCAUUUAAGAUAUACAUAUUUAUAGUCUAUUUUAUAUAUAAAGUGAACAAAGCAGAUACGGAAACAUCACUUCCCUGAAAAGGCAUCUAAUCUUUACAAUAGAUAUUCAUAUAUUCCCCAAGGAACGUAACCGAACAAAUAGAGCACAUUUUCGUCGUCGCUUAUUCAAGGCAUAAAUCUAUAUGAAAACUAAGUAAUAAAACCCCAUAUUUGAAUUUUCCGCUUUUUAACGAAAACAUAUUCAUCAAGUAAUAAUUCAUGUCUAUGCAAUAAUAUUAUAAUCGGAAGAAGUGUAAUAAAAAUUCAACCGUUUCUUUUCUAAAAACAUACAACAAAGAAAAGAUAUUUUCUACACUUAUACAACGCAACGUCUUUACAACAAUACAAAUAUAAAAAUAAUAAUAAUUUUAUUCGUAUAUUUUUUAAAUUGACUUGAUAACUUUUAUAUAUUUUUUGUGAUCUUAAACAAAACAUUUGGACAAGAAUAUCUUGUCGAAGAGGAUAAGAAAAAGAUAGGGAAGGUUACAAACGAAUAAAAACACAAUCGAAAAACGAUAAACCCCAUCCACCGUUCAACAUCAGGUCGCGUAAAGUAACAAUAAAACAAGUGAAUCUGUAAUCGAGCCACAAAUUAAUUCCAUUAGAGUGUAAUUCGAAAGGACAAAGAGAUAAAAAGCAAAACUAUAAGUUUCAUUUGUAUAACAUAAAAUAGUAAAGGACAUAAACGAAAAUGGGCGGAUGCGCAUCAAAGGAGAAAAAAGACAAAGUCGCCGCUGACGCUACGACCGGCGAAAAUGGCAAAGCAGCAGGCGCCGAUGGCGCUACGGCAGACGCUGCUGAAGGAAAUAAAACUAAUACCAUGGUUGACGCUGCUGUUCUACAAAAAUUGGAAGAUGGCUUUGCCAAGCUCCAAGCUUCUGACUCCAAAUCAUUGUUGAAGAAAUACCUCACCAAGGAAGUCUUCGACAGUCUAAAGAACAAGAAGACUCCAACUUUUGGAUCAACUCUCUUGGAUUGCAUCCAAUCUGGUCUUGAGAACCACGACUCCGGCGUUGGUAUCUAUGCUCCUGAUGCCGAAAGUUACUCAGUCUUUGCUGAACUCUUCGACCCAAUCAUCGAGGAUUACCACAAGGGAUUCAAAAAGACAGAUAAGCAUCCAGCAAGGGACUUUGGUGAUGUAAGCACCUUUGGAAAUCUUGACCCCAACAACGAAUUCGUCGUUUCUACCCGUGUCCGUUGCGGUCGCUCCAUGGAAGGCUAUCCAUUCAACCCAUGCUUGACUGAAGCCCAAUACAAGGAGAUGGAAGAUAAAGUAUCGAGCACCUUGUCCGGAUUGGAAGGCGAACUCAAGGGUAAAUUCUACCCAUUGACUGGCAUGGAAAAGGCUGUCCAACAGCAAUUGAUUGACGAUCACUUCUUGUUCAAGGAGGGCGAUCGUUUCUUGCAGGCUGCCAAUGCUUGCCGCUUCUGGCCCACUGGACGUGGUAUCUACCACAACGACAACAAGACUUUCUUGGUCUGGUGCAACGAAGAAGAUCAUCUUCGUAUCAUUUCAAUGCAAAAGGGUGGUGACCUUGGUGAGGUUUACCGUCGCUUGGUUACAGCCGUCAAUGACAUCGAAAAGAGGAUUCCAUUCAGCCAUCACGAUCGUCUUGGCUUCUUGACUUUCUGCCCAACCAACUUGGGUACCACCAUCCGUGCAUCGGUACACAUUGCUCUACCAAAAUUGGCUGCUGAUUUGAAGAAAUUGGAGGAAGUCGCUGGCAAGUACAACUUGCAAGUGCGUGGCACACGUGGUGAACACACUGAAGCCGAGGGUGGUAUCUACGAUAUCUCCAACAAGCGCCGUAUGGGUUUGACUGAAUACCAAGCCGUCAAGGAAAUGUACGACGGUAUUGCUGAACUCAUCAAGAUCGAAAAGAGCUUGUAAGAAGUGAUGUUUCGAUAUAUUAUCUACUAUUAAGUAAAAACACUCAUUCACCACCAUCAACAACGUCAACAGCAAUUGUAUCGCAAUGAAAUAAAAACUAAUAAUUUUGUUUAUUAUUAGCGUGAUGAAAAUGAUGAUAAUGCAGGAUUCAUUUCAGACAUUUUUUUAUUUCGUGUUUUCUUGAAAAUGAUUAUAUUAUAAAAUUUAACAUCCCAUACACAUUGUUACGCAUUGAACGAGAACGAAAUAAUAAAAAAAAUUAAAAAA